AAAAACAAAUCACCAUGGCGGACAUGUGAUGAACCAGCGCUUAAUCUGAUAGUAAGGAUGCCUCUUUCUUGCAAGAUCUGUGGUUAUAAAGCAAUUCUAAAGCGACCUAAAACGGUAAGGAAAAACGAUUUUGUCAACCCAACUAUGUUUCGAAAUUUUAGAAUGUGCCAUCAACCGGCCGGUUUUCGCGACGAAAGUUGUCAGACGUGACAAUGAUUUUCAUGCUAGCCGAAUUUUUUAGUUCUGAUGCGCACGAUGAUUACUCCGUGACGCUUUAGUUAUUCUUAUUCUAUGAUUAUGUUUCCUUAAGCAUUUAACCCCUAAGAGUGACCAGUAUCUAAUUUCUCCGUACUGUAAUACUGCUGAAUUACUGUAUUACGGUCAAGAGAAUAAAGGAAAAGUUCGCCAACCUAAGAAGAUUUGAAUGUCAAACGAAUUUCCUUGUCAGUACCAAAGGAGAUGAAUACAGGAGGGUUUGAAGAAUAUGUAUUCUGAUUUCAGGGUGUAGAGGGUUAAGCUAUUUCUUGCGUUGAAGUGGUAAAAUUGUAACUUGAAGAAAAAUGCUAUUUACGUGUAUACUAAACACUUGAACUAGAAAUUUGCUUUGAAAUUAAAUGAGAUACUGGGAUCUGGACAAAGUCAGGCUAGGAAAGAGGGAUCUAUUCAACUUCCCCUUCCAUCUCCAAUUAAGGGCGUUUUUUUUAGUGUAUUAACCCCAGAAGUGACCAACUUGUAACUUCUCUUCACUUUUUAAAUAUAUUAUCUGCAAAGAGGUCACUAAGAAUUGAAAAAAUAAUCAGCUGAGCUUAUAAACUUGAUAUAAGAGAGAUAUGAUCAGAAAACAAAUUUUAAAUCUACCCUUGUUCUUGCGCAACUGCAGGAUUAUCCUGUUUCCCAAUCAAGAAGGCAAUUUCGUCCCAACACCUGCCAAGUCAUCAGAAUGACAGUGUAUAAUACAUGGUUGUUUGUAAUUCACAGUUUGUUUGUCAUCCCAUAACAGGGUGAUGCUUUGUGCAAGGAUUGUUUCUUUGUCACAUUUGAGACAGAGGUCCACCACACAAUAAUCUCCAAUAAGUUGUUUUCAAAAGGGCAAGUUGUUGCUAUUGGUGCAUCAGGCGGGAAAGGUACAUGUAAAGCAAUCAAACUCUGCAGUUUCAUGUUGGUGGUAUAUUCUUUCAGCGGGUCUAUUUCAAAGACCAUAAAAAGCUGGCAUAACUUAAUGUCAAAUGUUAAAAGUUCAUGUUAAAUAAACAUUGGUGACAGUAUGAGUAGCACUUAAAUGUGAAGAGCAACACCUACUUGACUGGUUCUGUAAGAUAGGCAUUCUGACUGGAAUAAUAUCCAACCAUGGGAAACCAGUAAUCAGUGAAAAUUUGUAGUCUAAGGCUACCAGUACAUAGAAGCAACAAGUCAAAUACCGGUAGUUUUUGUUUUCUGAUCAUUGAUUAAAUCAAAAUAUUGAUUUUGCCAUUUUUUCCACUUGAAAUGUUGCCAAGAUAUUACUCUCAAGAUGGUUAGUUAUUAUGGCCAAGUUUUUUUUCCUGAUUUUUUGGACAAAGACAAAGCUGAAGUCAAUAACAAUGCCAGAAAAAAAAAAAAACAAGCAAAUAACAAAAACAAGAAAAAAAUAAACAUACUAACAUACUGUCACCUAAAAGUUAACAAAUUUGUCAACAGGCCAGAAAAAAUUUUUUUUAUGGUGUCAAAGUAGUUCUUGGGUUGUCAUUUAUACCACAGGUUAAGUACCUUUUUUUCUGGCUCAAACAGCCUGCUAUGCAGUACUUAAUAGUAAAGUUGAAUGUAGGUUCUGUUGUGUUCUUUGCAGAUUCUACUGUAUUAGCAUACGUGUUGAAAAAGCUCAACCACGAAUAUGACUAUGGAUUAAAAUUGAUUUUAUUGUCUGUGGAUGAAGGAAUAACUGGUUACAGAGAUGACUCUUUGGAGGUAAGAACACAUCAAAUAAAUGAUUUGUAUGUAAAACGCUGAUUAAAAGGGAAUGAAAAAUUAGAAAAAUCGUUUACUCUUCGAAGGUGACGUGGGAUACGAUAAUAAGUUUAACUCCUGACCUGUAAGUUGAAAUUUUGUUUAGUUUAUUUGAAGUUAUAUAUUGUUUGCAAUUGUAAACUUGCCUACUCUAUGUGACCAGGAAAAAUCUCAAUUUGUUAUAGUAAUGAUAAAUUAAACCCUUAAGCUUUAAGAGUGACUAUUAUCAAAUUUCUCCUUAAAAUAAUACUGCAGAAUCAUGUGAAUGAAGGAAAUGAUUGCCAACCUGUAAGAAGCUUUGACGGUUACAAGAAUUCUCCUUGUUGGCACCAACAGAAAUGUUUAGAUAUCAGUAUGGAGAAUAUCAACACUGAUGUUGGAGUGUUAACCUUUACCUCUCAGUUCAAAUUGAUAAUUCUCUUUACUGUCAACUAUAUAUACAAUUCUUAUAAUGUUGGUUCGGAGAAUUUAGUAUUGGAUCAACUAAUUAUCCCCAAAUUUAUAUUUUUCUUCAUCCUCAUCACUUAUCUGGUUGAUAUUGUAUUGAUAUUGUAAGGAGAAUUUCUGUCUUGGUCACUCACGGGAGUUACAGGGUUAAGGGUUAAGCUUGUCAGAUAAUCUUACUGUUGUAUGUGGGGUCCAUAACUUUUUACAUGCACCUGAUAUUAAAGAUUGAUUCAUGACAUAUAAUAGUUCAAAAAAGGGAGUAAACAAUAGUCUUUUUAAUUAAAAUUUGGUUUUUAUUAGACAGUCAAGAGAAAUGAAAUGCAGUAUGAACUGCCAUUGAAGAUUGUCUCUUAUGAGGUGAGAAGGGCUUACAUUGUAAUCCUUACUGGUUUUGUUUUUCUUUUCUUUUUUUUUUAAUCAUUACUUGUACGGUUUGCUUCACUAGUACAUGUAUGUUAAUUAAGCUAAUCAGUGCUAUUUUUUUUAAGACAUUGAUAAUAUUUUCCUGACAAAUAAAUUAAGAAUCCUUUGAACCCCUGCUAGUGACUGGCUUCUCAUUUCUCCUUACAUUGUCAUCCUUGAAUCAAAUGUAAAGGUCAUGAGAGUAAAGGAAAUGAUCCCCAGUUUAAGAAGUUUCUCAUUGUUAAACAAAUUCUCCUUGUCAGUACUAUUGGAAAUUUAUUGAUGACAGUAUGGAGAAUAUGACCAUAGGCAAAUUAAAUUAAUAAAAGUCUGCUUCUUCACAGUGUGAGAGCACAGGACUUUGAUUUGCAGUGGGAGAAAUCUAGUACUUCCCAUUUGCCAUGGCAUCAACCAUUGAUCUUAUGACUUGUGUCUGUAUUUCUUAGUUAAUUAAGCUGCAAAAAAAAAACCCUUCACGUUCAUGUGUUUAUGGUUGAUAAAGAACAGUAAAGGUUGUAAAGAAUAUUUAAUGUCCAUCAUUGUUAGGAACUCUAUGGCUGGACCAUGGAUGCUAUUGUCAAACAGAUUGGACUAAAAAAUAACUGUGAGUAUGGAUUUCCUUUUUUGAAUAUUAUUAUCAUUACUGCAGAACAAUGAAUCAUAAAGUUGACAAUAUUGAAACUUAAACUCCCAAGAUCUGAUUUUCAACUCUCUCGUCUAGCUGCUACACAUUUCCUGGUAAAUUAGUUACAAGCAUUUGGUGUUAGAUUAAGAUAACAACUUCUACCUGAUCAGUUUGAGUGUUCUCAUGGACAAUCCUGUGGACAAUCUAUGGAUAUCAUUAGAAGAUAUAUGUUUAUCACAACUGGGAGUUAAAAGGUUAAAUAAAUAUAUUUUUUUAUUGUGCCAUAUCAGUGACUGUCACUUUAAAGCUUCUUCACUUUUUGUGGCUUGCUGCAUGUUCAUAGCUUGCAUUUUAUGUUAUCUAUUGAAUCCUUAGAUGUCAAGAUUAUAAGAAUAUGUUCUCAAAAUUUUGGUUUCAAGGUUAUAAAUCUUUUGUGUUGUUGUUGUUGUUUUUUUUAACUUGAAUUAAUGCAGGUACAUUUUGUGGAGUUUUUAGACGCCAGGCUCUUGACAGAGGAGCAAUGGCCUUAAAGGUUGAUAAAAUAGUGACAGGUAAGAAGUGUCUCUUUUGUAUAUGUAAAUUCAUAACUGCAAAUUACUCUGCUGAAGCCUGAUGGGAAAAUUUUUCUCCAAAACAAUAUUUAUUGGCUCAGAAACCUUGAUUUCUAUUACAUAAUCUAUAUGUUAUGUGUAGAAGUGAUGUGCAGGUGACUUGUUUUUGUUCUUUUCAUUUUAUUAAAUUGUAUUCCACUACAUACAUGUAAGCAUUUCAAACAGUGCAUGCUUACAUGUGUGGAACUCUUCAUUUAGGCUGACUUUUAAGGGCUUCCCUGAAAUGAUAACAAGUUUCUUAACUUUGAUUUUGCAGGUCAUAAUGCAGAUGAUAUAGCAGAAACAGUUAUUAUGAAUAGUAAGUAAGGAAAAAAAUUUUGUUUAAGUGUCAGACUUGUUACUUCAUUUAAACAUUGUUUUGUGAAUUUAUUUUUGUGAAGAUGAAGAGGAUGGAUGCUAAUUGUGUAAAAUUUCACUUUUAUUUUAGUUUUACGAGGGGACAUAGCUCGACUGAGAAGAUGUACUGCUAUUAUCACAGUAAAACUACAUGCUUCUUUAUCUAUUUAACUAGCAUCACAAUAUGAAUGUUUUUUUCUCUUGGUUUAAUCAUUAUGUAUGGUAUUUCCUUAAAUAAAUGCGCAAGUGUCUUUUUGAAAUUUUGGCCGAAAGGGGAAGCACUUACUGGAAGGAGGGGGUUAAUCAAUGGGUGCACUUAUUAUUCUCCUGAUUUCACUGUUGUUGAAGCUUAAAAAAUGAUAGUUAAAGUGGCAAUGGAAACAGGUUUUCCUUGUAUCUCCACUAUUUAAGAAAGUGAGGGGGAUGCUAGUUUGAAAUUAUGGCCUAGGGGGUGGAUGCUUAUUCAGAGUGUGGGUGCCUAUUUGAGGAAAUACAGCAUGUGUAUAAGUCUAAAAAAGCUUUCUAUUCUAUUGAACUUAGGGUACAGAAGGCUUAUUACCACGCUGCAAACCAUUCAAGUAUACUUAUGAGAAGGAAAUAGUAAUGUUAGUAUGACGCUUUUUAAGUGUGUCUUUGCACAAUGUUACUGAAGAAGGAAAAGGAGAUGCACACUUUGAUAUUGAUAUUGACCACAAACAUCAGGAACUGAACAUGCAAACUAUUUACAUCUUUGAUGCUAAUUAUGCUCUCUUUGAAAGAUUAAAAAAGUCUGCACUUGAGCCAAGUGGCCCACCUAGCCAGAGCUUAUCCCAGCUUAUCAUCAGGCUUCCCUUACAAUUUGCUAGUACCCAUUUAUACGCCUGACUCUCCUGGGAGGAGGGAUUUACUAUGAAAGUUAAGAGUUUUGCCCAAGAACACAACACAAUGACCCAGCCAUGUCAUGAACCUAGACCUCUGGACCUGGAGUCCAGCACACAAACAAUGUAGGCCACAGCAUCUCUCACAUUCUGUAUAAUAGGGAGCAAACAUUCCAACAACACUGUACUUAAUGGCUAGACUUGCUCUGGUCAGUGGAGAUGAGUGUAUGAGCAGCAGAGAGGAAAUUGGCUUUUUUUUUUUUUUUUUUUUUAAAUGAGUGUUCCCCUCAUUGUCUCUCUCACUUGCCAACUUCAAAGUGAACUCAAUAAUUAACUGAUGAGUAUUUUAUCCUUUGUGUUAACUGCAAGUUCCUAUUAACUUUCUACUUUAAUGACAUUUUUGUAGGUAUGCAUACUUCAAAAAGCUGGAUUACUUUUCUACAGAGUGUAUUUAUUCUCCAAAUGCCUACAGGUAAGCAUGUGCUGUCAUAUUCUCUGUGAGUGAUGUACGGUAAGAAGUACUGUCAGUUAAGUUAAUUUUUAGUAGACAGACUCAAGUUGUAAGCAGAUUGUUACAAUUUAAGGCUGUUAUGGAAUGUUCCCCCAAGAGCUUUCAUGCACUUGACCCUUUCCUUGUGAUUAAAACCUGAAUUUGACUCCUAACUAUUUUUUUGUUUCAAGAAGAAAUGUUAUCAAUAAGAGGGUCAUUCUAGUUAAUUACUGUAUUCAUGAGAGUUUUUGGGCUGAAAUGUUUUGGACACAAUAAGCCCCAAUCUAGAUUUAACGGCCAUCAAUGGUAAUGAACCAAUUUGUAAUUAGCUAUUAUCUUAAGUAAGGCUUUGAAAACAUGGUGAUGUUUUUGUGGGGAGGAGGGGAAUUAUUUGCCAGACCUGUGUACCAACUAAAUGUGGAUCAUUUAUUACAGGGGUCAUGCCAGAACAUAUCUUAAAGAUCUGGAGAAAAUACGUCCAAGUUCAAUCUUGGGUGAGUUAGUAAUGAAUUUGAGUUCAGUAAUUUAUGCAAACAUUUUAAAUGGCCUCGAAAUGGGAAAUAAAUCACCAUCAAAAUGUGUAUAUCAAAAUGAUUGUGUUUGGCUGCAAGCAUGUCAUGAAACUAGGAGUAGAUCUUCCAAGAGAGAUAAUAAUUGGGUAUUAGUAGGCUGAGAGUGAAUUCUGGGAUAUUCAAGGGCAUUGGACAAAUAGGAUAUGUAAUACUUUCAAACUGAAUGAAAUACCAAGAAGACACAACCAAAUGAGAUAGAGUAUUUAAUUCGUACUUUGGGAUCCAUUCAAAACAAUACUACAUGGACUUCACCAAAUGUACAGAACAGUGUUUCUGCCUUAUUUUCAGCACAACAGGUAAAAAAAAUGUUCAAAUUUGAAGAGCAAUUCUUUUACCUGUUAAUUAUCAAGAAUUAUGAGCAAUUUUAAAUUGUAAUAAGAGGUACUACAGGAAGUAAAUUUUACCAGAUAUGGCCUGAAAAGGAGAACACUGACAGAGCGGGGAGGCAAAGUUGAGUAAUUUGAUGAUUGUGAACAUUGGACUAUUGUUAGGAAUUCUUUGGAUUAAGAAUACAUCAGACUCUCUUGAUGUCAUCUUAUUUAUUUUUAUCAGACAUAAUUCACUCUGGAGAGAGCUUGUAUGUGAAAAAAGAUGUAAAGAUGCCAGUACAAGGUAUUACUUUUAUGACAGAAAUUGUGAUUUUACAUUCUGGUACAGAACAAAACAGCACUGACCAGUGUGAUACUGUACUCAAUUUUAUACCACCAGUAGACUCAAGGUAACAAAACCAGGAUGAGCUCUAACAGCAUCAGUUAUUUAGGAUGUUUAAAGACUUCACUCUUUUAGGUGUCCUUAGGGAGGUAUUGUGUGUUGGAGCUUUAUCUAAUAAGGCUACCACUGCACAUAAAUUUUAUUUAUACCUGGUGGUACAUGUUGGUUUCUGUUUGUGUGAGCAAGCACCAGAAAAAGUUAAAUCCAUUGGAUAACUUUCAUUUGUUUUAGGUUUUUGUAAGAGAUGUGGAUAUAUAUCAAGUCAACCAUUGUGCAAAGCAUGUGUGCUGCUAGAAGGACUCAACAAGGGAUUACCUAAGUAAAGAGUACUAGUCACAUUACUUGAAGAAAGGUUUAGCAGGAAAAAAGUUAUUGGAGGGUUAAUACUACGUCAGGAUUUGUUUUUAGAGGAGUUUUCCCAAAAAUGUCCUGUUUUCUGACAAUACAGCCAAGGUGUUGAAUUAACCUACACAGCAGUGGAGAUAAGGCUUAUUCAUUUGGUAAAUUAAUAGCACCUUACAGUCAUGUGAAAUCUAAUAUCUUAACAAGCAAUGUUAAUGCAAGAUGGAGGUAGAGGCAGUAUGAUUCUCACAUUCUGCAUAGACCAAGAUCUUCAGAAAACAUGCAGAAUACCUAUUAUUUCUCAAAUGUGUUCAAAAUCUGUUGAGGGCUUUGGAGGCCUCAGUAAAAUUUUUAACUUUGCAAAACAUAAGAA
Molecule: messenger RNA, 7749 nt
Organism: Pocillopora meandrina
Lineage: Eukaryota; Metazoa; Cnidaria; Anthozoa; Scleractinia; Pocilloporidae
Source: the annotation of a GenBank genome assembly